AUGCGUGUUCUCACACUCUUAAAAAGUGUCCUGCAGGGAACCCGCAGGGGAAAGGAGGAAAAGGACUCAGGGCUUUCUUGGAGAAAAGGCGUCGGUGAGGAGCCAGUCAACGUCUGCAGACCUGAGUUCCUCGUGCCCUCACUCCAGGCGUUGUGCACUGUGGCUCCUGCACGCUCUGCCGACUUGGAACCUGGAUACUCCAGCUCUUGCCAAGGUGCUGACUUGCUUAAGAAGCCUAUGCUGUGCACCCCAGACACAGACGCCAAUUAUCUAUGUGGUGCCUCAAUCCUGGCAGUAGCAAUUUGGCUACGAGUAGGCAAAGAUGGUCCAGAGAUUCUCAGUCCUGGGGAUGCUACCAUUAACCCCUAUAUUGCUGUGAAUAUCUUGAUUGUUGUGGGUGCUAUCAUCAUGAUUCUGGGUUUCCUGGGAUGCUUUGGUGCCAUGAAAGAAAACCAGUUCAUGCUUUUUUUGUUUUUCGUAGGAUUGAUUCUGAUCCUACUUCUGCAAGUGGUGGCAGGUAUCGUAGGAGCUACUAACAAAUCUAAGACUGAACGUGCUCUGAAUGAGACUCUCCAGACUAAUGUACAUCUUUUGAGUGCAACAAAUGAAAAUGGAAAACUAUUCCAGAAAGCCUUUUCUGAAAUUCAAGAACAGUUAAAAUGUUGUGGUUUGAUCAAUGGAGCUUCUGAUUGGGGAAAUAAUUUUCAAUACUAUUACAAGUCAUGUGAAUGUCCAAGUGCAUCAGAUUCUUCUUGUACAAAGUAUGAUGGAAAAACUAUUUACAAACAGUCAUGCUUUUCUUUGAUAAGAUGCUUAUUUUCAAGAAGUCUUUCCAUAGUUAUUGGACUAGCGUUUGGACUGGCAGCUGUUGAGGUACUUGGUCUGAUAUUUUCUAUUGUCCUGUACUGCCAGAUCAGGAAGAAAUAA
Lipotes vexillifer (Yangtze River dolphin) is the source of this 927-nucleotide messenger RNA. It is a transcript of the gene TSPAN8, whose product is annotated as tetraspanin 8. Bases 1 to 927 code for a protein of 308 amino acids. The transcript is spliced from 10 exons. Gene Ontology annotation, cellular component: plasma membrane. The record is from RefSeq and is a predicted model, not a curated record. NCBI's taxonomy places the organism in Eukaryota, Metazoa, Chordata, Mammalia, Artiodactyla, Lipotidae.